AUGUCCUUUCUGGGCGGUCUCUUCAACCGCUUUUCUACAACUGCUACCCCCGCGAGCAGCAUGGUAUAUCCCGAUAAACGAACCGAAGACGAAUGGCGAGCCGUUUUAAGCCCCUCUCAAUUUCGCGUUCUUCGUGACAAAGGCACGGAGGCUCCAUUCUCAGGCGAAUACGACAAACACCGCCCCGAAUCGGGCGUCUACAAGUGCGCCGGCUGUGAUGCGCCGCUCUAUAAAGCGGAGCACAAAUUCUCCUCGGGGUGCGGCUGGCCUGCAUAUUUCGAUUGCAUCCCCGGUGCAGUAACACGCCAUGAGGACAACUCACAUGGCAUGACAAGGACGGAAAUCGUCUGUUCAAACUGUGGAGGCCAUCUCGGCCAUGUAUUCAAAGGAGAAGGGUAUUCAACACCAACAGACGAAAGGCAUUGCGUUAAUAGCAUUAGUCUAAAGUUUGCUGAUGAGACCAAUGGGAAAUAG
This is a messenger RNA of Uncinocarpus reesii 1704, 474 nucleotides long. Its product is annotated as methionine-R-sulfoxide reductase. Gene Ontology annotation, biological process: response to oxidative stress; protein repair. The transcript has 2 exons. NCBI's taxonomy places the organism in Eukaryota, Fungi, Ascomycota, Eurotiomycetes, Onygenales, Onygenaceae. The coding region runs from base 1 to 474 and encodes 157 amino acids. The record is from RefSeq and is a predicted model, not a curated record. Gene Ontology annotation, molecular function: peptide-methionine (R)-S-oxide reductase activity.